UUUACGGCUGGACCCGCAACCCUCUCAUCGAGUACUACAUCGUCGAGUCGUACGGAUCGUACAACCCUUCGUCUGCGGCCUCAGCCAAGGGAUCGGUGACCUGCGACGGCGCCACCUACGACAUCCUUACUACUACUCGCACCAACCAACCGUCGAUUGACGGCACGCAAACAUUCCAGCAGUACUGGUCUGUCCGUAACCCGAAGAAGAGCCCCGGAGGAUCAAUCAGCGGCAGUGUCAACACGGGAUGCCACUUCACCGCAUGGGCGAACUUGGGGAUGAACUUGGGCUCCGAGCAAAACUACCAGAUCGUUGCUACCGAAGGCUACCAGAGCAGCGGAACCGCCACCAUCACCGUCUCUUAAAUGAAGGGUAAGAGGUGCAUCACAAUCAUUUCUA
Macrolepiota fuliginosa MF-IS2 is the source of this 399-nucleotide messenger RNA. Lineage: Eukaryota; Fungi; Basidiomycota; Agaricomycetes; Agaricales; Agaricaceae. The record is from the annotation of a GenBank genome assembly.